This is a messenger RNA of Protobothrops mucrosquamatus (brown spotted pit viper), 1341 nucleotides long. It is a transcript of the gene DACH1, whose product is annotated as dachshund family transcription factor 1. The coding region runs from base 1 to 1341 and encodes 446 amino acids. The record is from RefSeq and is a predicted model, not a curated record. NCBI's taxonomy places the organism in Eukaryota, Metazoa, Chordata, Lepidosauria, Squamata, Viperidae. The transcript is spliced from 10 exons.
AUGCAUCAAGCGCGGCUGAUCUUCAAUGAAGAAAAUGAAUUCAGCAUCUCCAGACCUGGGAGGCCUCCAAAACGGACACAGAGUGUGACCUCUCCAGAGAAUUCCCACAUCAUGCCCCAUUCUGUUCCUGGUCUUCUCUCACCAGGAAUUAUCCCACCGACAGGUCUGACAGCUGCGGCUGCUGCUGCGGCCGCAGCCACCAAUGCUGCCAUCGCGGAAGCAAUGAAGGUGAAAAAAAUUAAAUUAGAAGCAAUGUCAAACUAUCAUGCCAAUAAUAACCAGCACGCAGCAGAGUCUGAAAAUGGGGACCUCAAUUCUGCUGUGGGCCUUGAGCUACCUUUCAUGAUGAUGCCCCAUCCGCUUAUUCCGGUCAGCCUGCCCCCAGCAUCCGUCACAAUGGCUAUGAAUCAGAUGAACCACCUUACCACAAUUGCAAACAUGGCCGCCGCAGCACAAGUACAGGGCCCUCCCUCCCGAAUGGAGACAUCUGUGAUUAAGGAACGAGUUCCAGACAGUCCUUCCCCUGCUCCAUCUCUCGAAGACGGUCGAAGGCCUGGUAGCCAUCCAUCCUCACAUCGUAGCAGCAGCGUAUCCAGCUCCCCUGCCCGAACCGAAAGUUCUUCAGACAGAAUCCCUAUCCAUCAAAACGGCCUCUCCAUGAACCAGAUGUUGAUGGGCUUAUCUCCAAAUGUCUUACCUGGUCCGAAAGAAGGUGACUUGGCUGGCCACGACGGUGGGCAUGACUCCAAAAGAAUGCACAUGGAGAAAGACGAGACCCCGCUCUCCACACCAACCACAAGAGACAGCCUUGACAAACUUUCGCUAACUGGGCAUGGACCUCUUCCUCCUGGAUUCCCAUCUCCUUUUCUAUUUCCUGAUGGAUUGUCCUCCAUAGAAACCCUCCUGACUAAUAUCCAGGGGCUCUUAAAAGUUGCCAUAGAUAAUGCGCGGGCUCAAGAGAAGCAGGUGCAGCUCGAAAAGACGGAACUCAAAAUGGAACUCUUCAGGGAACGAGAACUGAGAGAAACACUUGAAAAACAGUUAGCGGUGGAGCAGAAGAACAGAGCAAUAAUUCAGAAAAGGUUAAAGAAGGAAAAGAAGGCAAAGAGGAAAUUGCAGGAAGCACUUGAAUUUGAAACAAAGCGGCGAGAACAAGCUGAACAGGCACUAAAGCAAGCGGCUUCCACCGAUAACCUCAGGGUCCUAAAUGAUUCUCUGACCCCAGAGAUAGAAGCUGACCGCAGCGGGGGCCGAACAGAUGCUGAGAGGGCAAUACAAGGUAGGAAUUUUCAAAAGGCCAUAAAUCUACAUUGCACUAUAUUAGUUUUUCCUCUACUUUAG